This is a messenger RNA of Colletotrichum spaethianum, 921 nucleotides long. RefSeq lists its product as uncharacterized. The coding region runs from base 1 to 921 and encodes 306 amino acids. The record is from RefSeq and is a predicted model, not a curated record. The transcript has 2 exons. Lineage: Eukaryota; Fungi; Ascomycota; Sordariomycetes; Glomerellales; Glomerellaceae.
AUGUCGAGACAAUCGCGCGGUCCCCCGGCCAGUUCGGCCUCCGCAGCCCCCUCCAGCGGCCGCUCUAACGAGUACUUCGUUCCGAGAGACGGUAUCGACCGCGAGGUCAUCACCGCCGAUAUUUGUCGCUACCUCGGAAACGACGCUCUCGUACGCCCGGGCCACUACGAGAACCCCCAGACUGGUCAAGUAGUCCAGGGUUACUACAUCACCGCCUACCGGAACCUGACAACAGCCAUGAUCGACGACUUGAAGGCCGAUUCUGCGCGAUGGGAAGCAGAGAGGCGGCAGCAGGCCGCCCGGAACACUUCAGGAGGUACCUUAGUCUCGCGAGACGCGGCGGCUCCUUUGUCGAGACGAUCUAACUCCCCUACAGCAGGGUACCGCCAGUCGGAGACUCAUUCCGCACGCCAACACUAUGGCCCUACGGAUUCCACUGGCUACCCGGACGUAGGACGUGACUCCUAUGACAGCGCCCCCAGAUACCCAGGAUCCCAAGCCCCAGGAUACUCGGGGAACUCCACCCAGGGCUACUCUGGAUCUGCUGCGGGCUACGCCCAGCAACCUUCCUCAUUUCCUUCUUCAGGUGGUGGGUAUCCGUCGUAUUCCUCUGGAGGCUCGUACUCCCAACCGGACCCUAGAGACCCCAGAUACGCAGGACAGAUGCCCCAAGGAUAUGGAGAACCUCCCUACAUGGCUACCGCUGCGAACUUGGCUCGAAGCAGCUACCCCGCCGAUCCUUACGGCGCUGGACAGCCUUCUCGGACCCCCACCACUAUGGCCCCCCAGCAGGGACAAACUUACUCCUCCGGAUCACAGGUUCCGGCAGGCUACCCAUCCGGCUUCUACCCGCCCUCGACUUCGGCAGCCUACGGCUCCGCGCCGGUGGCCUCGGACCCGUUGUACGGACGCGGUGCGUAA